This is a messenger RNA of Heterocephalus glaber (naked mole-rat), 1960 nucleotides long. It is a transcript of the gene Pdcd2, whose product is annotated as programmed cell death 2. The record is from RefSeq and is a predicted model, not a curated record. NCBI's taxonomy places the organism in Eukaryota, Metazoa, Chordata, Mammalia, Rodentia, Bathyergidae. Gene Ontology annotation, cellular component: cytoplasm; nucleus.
CCAGCCCGACUUCCGGGUAACGCACCCUGUCCUGGUAACGCGCCCUGUACUACUCCCGCCUCCUGGGGGAGGGGGCACCCGACUUCUGCUUCCGCCGGCGCUUCGGGGCGCCGAGUGCGUCUCGUGCUAUCAUGGCAGCCGCGGUACCCGCGUCUGUGGAGCUAGGCUUUGCCGAGGAGGCUCCGGCAUGGCGGCUGCGCAGCGAGCAGUUCCCCAGCAAGGUGGGCGGGCGUCCGGCGUGGCUGAGCGCGACCGCGCUGCCGGAGCCCGGGGCCCUGACGUGCCCGCGCUGCGGCCGACCCCUCGCCUUCCUGCUGCAGGUGUACGCGCCAUUGCCCGGCCGCGCCGACGCCUUCCACCGCAGCCUCUUCCUUUUCUGCUGCCGUGAGCCGCCGUGCUGUGCGGGCCUCCGAGUUUUUAGGAAUCAGCUACCCAGGAAAAAUGAGUUUUACUCAUUUGAGCCACCUUCUGAGCACCCUCCCCCAGAAGCAGGAGAAUCUGUGUGUCUCCAACUUCAGUCUGGCACUCACCUCUGCAGGGUUUGUGGCUGUUUAGCCCCCAAAACAUGCUCCAGAUGCCACCAGGCACAUUACUGCAGUAAGGAGCAUCAGACCCUAGACUGGAGGUUGGUACAUAAGCAGACUUGCACACAAGCUCAGUUGAACCAUCCAGUUCCAGACCACAACUUCCUUUUUCCAGAAUUUGAAAUUGUAAUAGAAACAGAAGAUGAGACUGUGCCUGAAGUUGUAGAAAAGGAAGAUGACACUGAGAUUAUAGAAAGCAUGGGUGAAGCACCUGAAGAAGAAUUGGAUUCCAUGGCCAAGCAUGAAUCUAGAGAAGAUAGCAUAUUCCAGAAGUUUAAAACUCAGAUAGCCCAUGAAUCAGAGCAGAUUCUCAGAUAUGGCAGAGGUAUUGAGCCCAUCUGGAUUUCUGGUGAAAAUAUUCCUCAAGAAAACGAUAUUCCAGUUUGUCCCUGUGGUGCCAAAAGAAUAUUUGAAUUCCAGGUCAUGCCACAGCUGCUGAACCACCUGAAAGCAGACAGACUGGGCAAGAGUGUGGACUGGGGCAUCCUGGCUGUCUUCACUUGUGCAGAGAGCUGUAGUUUGGGCAGUGGCUACACAGAGGAAUUUGUGUGGAAGCAGGAUGUAACAGAUACACCUUAAAGCUUUAAAGUUACUGGUGUCUUAAAAGUUUGCAAUUCCAUCCUUAGGACUUUAUCCUAAGGAAGUAACUUUGGAUAGUUACUUAGUAACUUACAGACAAGGAUAUACAAACUUGUUGCUGGAGGCAUUGUUUUAUAAUGUCUUAAGUAACUAAAACAAAAAUAUCUACUGGCAGAAAAUUUCAUAAAUUUUGUUACAUCCAAGGUGGAAAAGAGUAAGUGAUCUAAAUAUCAUUAUAGAUGGUAUUCACGGUAUGGUAGUUUUGUAAAAAUAUUUAUACAUUGUAUAAGUACUUAGAAAUAAAAUUACAAAGAUACAAUAAACUGGUUACCUACAAAUGGAGAGACUGAAGAAAUGUAAUACCCAAAAAACUACACAACUUCAUUAGGCUGAUGAACUGAAGUGAUAGUACCAGAGUUGACAGGAUCAAGGAGCAUGGUGAAUUUGUCAUAAAAACACCUGGAUUUGAAGGGGCUCCACUCCAGAGCUGACCGAGGUCAUCCACAGGCCCUGCCUGCAGAGGAAGCAAAGGUGAAGCCAGUCUUCCCUCUUUUUCUCACUUGGGUGUGUCUCAGUCACCUUUGAGAUGAUGGCAAAAAAACAAUCACAGGACCUUUCUGCUUGGAACAGGUACCUUCAAGAGAAGACAGGUGGUGCAAAGCACCAGACAGAAAAUGUCACAGCACCUACUUGGCAACUGUUGCAAAAGAGCCACUACAUUGAAAAUUAAUAGUAGGAAAAUUUUUUAAAAAUACAUUAAGCCACUCCAUUGCCUCUAGCAGUAUGAAGACAUUUUU